This is a messenger RNA of Zingiber officinale, 975 nucleotides long. RefSeq lists its product as uncharacterized. The transcript has 8 exons. NCBI's taxonomy places the organism in Eukaryota, Viridiplantae, Streptophyta, Magnoliopsida, Zingiberales, Zingiberaceae. The record is from RefSeq and is a predicted model, not a curated record. The coding region runs from base 108 to 749 and encodes 213 amino acids.
AUUGUUAAGCUCAAACUUUAGAGCAUCUUAGUAGUUGUAGCGCCAGGUUGUUUCUAGGCUUUCUCGAGGACGGCGGGUGGAGCUGAGGGAGGGGCGGCAGAUCGAGCAUGUCGUCGUCCAAGCGUCAGGGGCCUCCCAAGCACCAGAACAAAUACGCAUGGAAGCCCAACGCCGGCUGCAAGAUCAACGAAUCGGAACUAGGGGGAAAGCUCCGACCUUUCUCUUCCAUAAGCGGAGUUUGCCCACGGUGCAAAGAGCAAAUCGAUUGGAAACGAAGAUACGGAAAGUAUAAACCUAUAUUGGAGCCUGCCAAAUGCCAGAAGUGUGGGAAACGAUCAGUUCGGCAGGCUUACCAUAAUAUUUGCUCCUCAUGCUCAAAGGAUCAUGGUAUAUGCGCAAAGUGUUGCUGUCGCACUGAUGAUAUUGUUGGAAGGGACGUUUCUGAGUUGGAGUCUGAGCGCAAGGCACUUGAGGAGGCCAUUCAAAAUGCCCGGGAAAGAGAUAGAAGGACACUUCUUCGUGCUAUGGACAAAAAGAGGCCCGGAACAAGUCCAGCGGUUCCUAAAAUUGGAGAUAGAAGCAGAGAGGGAGAUCUAUUUCCGGCUAAAACUCUAGAUGAAUAUGCUGCGAGUGCAGGACUCCGUGACAAUGAUAAGCAUGAUGAAGACCACACUGAUGAGGAAGAGGAGGAGGAGGAGGAAGGCAAUGAGGAAGAUCUUGACAAAGAAGAUAAGGUUGUCAAAGUUUAAAUGCAGUCAAAAAUCAAAAUGCAGCAUCAGUAAUGUUCCUGUAUAGCCAGCUCACAAAUUUGGCCUCGAUCACCUUUUUAUUAGUUCAAGUCAAGCCGAUCCCUUUAGGCUUAUAUUUUGCUGAUGAAGUAACCUAUUGAGGAUGAUAUUUGUCGUGUGGCUUUACCAAUUGGGGCAUGUAUUUUGUUUUCUGCAGUUUUUUUUAUUGAGCCAAUACAUUCAUAAA